Molecule: messenger RNA, 1809 nt
Organism: Fonsecaea nubica
Lineage: Eukaryota; Fungi; Ascomycota; Eurotiomycetes; Chaetothyriales; Herpotrichiellaceae
Exons: 1
Coding region: 1-1809 (602 amino acids)
Source: RefSeq, a predicted model, not a curated record
AUGUGUGACACGGCACCACGUCCGCCUCCAUUCGAAUACGAGCCACUCGAUCCACAGGUCUCGGGGAAAUGUAUACGGUUGCUUCACCCCCUGCCCCUCUCUGACGAUGGGGUUAUACGGUGUACCCUUGAGAACAAUGUCUCUAUAGCUGAACAACCUGUGCCACCUUACACCUGUCUCUCGUACGAGUGGGGGGAUGAUGUGGACCACACGCACUGGAUCGAGGUCAACGGCAAGUGUCUCGAGGUCUCGCGCAACUUGUUCGACUUCUUGAAAAGCCUCCUCCAGCAACAAAACGGGACUGGUCUGCAGGGUUUGUGGAUCGACGCCAUUGCCAUCAAUCAGAAGGACCAGAAGGAGAAGAGUGUGCAGGUCGACCAAAUGCACGAUAUAUUUCGACAGGCCUCAGAAGUGCUUUCCUGGCUGGGUCCAGCGGCACAUGACAGCGACGAGCUCUUUCAUUUCCUGGAGAGUUUGGAUAUUCCUGUCCCAGAAGGAGCCUCUGACGCCGAUACGACCAGGUCGCUCGAACGCAAAAUGUGGUACGAGCUUCAGCACCGAUUCUUCGACGCUGGACAUCGGAUUCACCGUGCGGCGAACCAUCUCUGCAACCGCACGUACUGGGGGAGGAUGUGGAUUGUCCAAGAGAUGCUCCUUGCCCGGAGACUCCAUCUGGUCUGUGGCUCCAAGCGGACACGUUGGCUACGGUUCGCCAUUGUUCUCGAAGCCCUGCUGAGCAAACAAAUCAUGUUCAAACAUCUGCUAUGGAUCUCGCGACGUUCUCCAGUCGAACCAAUCCUUCAACACUGGCUUCGCGGCUGUGACGGGGCCGAACCAGAGGACAUCCAAACCCUCUUCACCACAUUUGCAACCUUUCACUGUUCCGAGCCUCGCGACAAGGUGUAUGCGUUGCGAAGCCUGAGCUGCGAUUCGAAUCUGAUCGAGGUCAACUACGAAUCCCCAAUCGAGGACGUCCUGCUCCAAGUACUCCGAGUCUUCCGUCGACAGAUGCUGUACGUUGAAUUUGCUGCCGUGUGUGAAAUGUUUCGCGUAAAUCUCUGGCGUUUGUUUCCGCUUUUCGACGAAGGGCAACCGCAUCCCAGUCGCGGUGCGAACAAAGGUCCCAUGCAAUCAGUGGCCGGGUUAAUUCAGGAUACCUCUGACUCUGCAGUCCCCCCCAAGUUCUCGGUUGAUCUUGGAACCAUCAAAUUUGGGGGUUCCCGAUACCAGGGCGGUGUCGUUUAUUCGUGGACCAACUUGAUCGAGUUGUCGCGGAAUGGCCGGCUCAAACAGUGCAACUGUGCCCCAUGCCAAAAGGGCUGGCAAGCGAUCAGGUUCAGCUCGUCAUCAGGGGGAGCCGAGUCUAUCGACCCAUCCCUACAAUUGAAUUGCGAGACAGAUAGGUUCGACAUCGCGCAAAGCACGGGAGUAAUACUCUUCUAUCAGCAACGCGGCAGUGGCCAGGAACGUUACCUGGCGCCCUUUGCCACCGGCAUCAUGCUGCGAAAAGUCAAGAAUACCUUCUCUGUCCUCUCAAGAUGGAACUAUGAUUUCAUAUUCGACAGCGAUCCUGGGUCGCUGUAUGUCCUGUUGUAUCACGACCCGGAGGUGCGCAAACUGAACUACGAAAAGUCUCUCCCAUACACGAGGUCUGUCUCAUAUACCAUGUCACAGCUUUGGAAUUUUGUUUCGCACCGAAGUCCUGGAUUUAGCUCUGGCCUCGACAAGGACAUUGGCCUAUCCGCACUGGAUGAAGUCGAGGGACUCCCCAAUGUGUCGAUCCAAGGGACCAUGGCCAACUGGAGGUGA